AUGGCUGUCACGAUGCACCUCCCACCACCGAUGGACGUCUUCCCAUCACCUCCGCUCAUGGCCAUGAGCUCACGCUCGCACUCACGCAGCAGCACCAGCACCAGCGCCUCUGGCGAGCGUGAGCGUCUAGCUCCUCCCGUUAGCGGUGCUUUCUACAACCACAACUACAACUACAACUACGCCCUCCAGUCCCAGCGGAACCCUUCCCCUUCUUUUCCUACUUUCGAUAUCCGCACAAUCCAGUCCCUCCUCCGCACCACCGCUCCCCAAGCACCACCUCUCCAGCAUGUCGAGCGCCUCCUCGCGUCUCCACACCGCGUCUACCUCCUCCGUCUCGCCAACACUGCCGCAGCACCGCUGGUGUUGAAGUCCGCACCUGCGCCUUCGACGCGUAUGCUCAGACGCGAGGCCACCGCUCUCGCGGCCGAAGUGGCUGUUUUGCCGCUACUGACGGGAGCUGGGCUGCCUGUGCCCACUCUUAUCAGUAGCAACGCCACCACCUCCUCUGCCGCUAUCACCAAUGGUACUAGCGCCAGCAUCAGUGCUUCCAACACUGCCACAACAUCACAAUAUCUUCUCCGCACCCACCUCCCUGGCACACCUCUCUCCUAUCUUUCUCACCCACUGCCUCGUCACGCUCUCACUUCCAUUAACCACGCCCUCGGCACCUACCUCCGUCGUGCCAACGCUCUCUCCUCUACCUCCUUCGGCCCUGCUUCUGUCGUCGCCUCUGGCCGCGGCAGCAGCUCUUGGUCCGUCGCCUUCGCCAUCGUGGGAGAAGGUGAAGAGGAGGCAGAAGAAGCGUUCUGGAAUGGCCUUGGUGUCUCGAAGCCGAAAAGGGGAGAGCCGGCCUAUGUGAGGCUACUGCUGUACUCUGUCUACCGCGCCGUCGUGGAGAUUGUCGCACGACACUACCGUCCACAACAAGAAGACGAAGAGGAAGAGAUGGCGGAGCUGGCAGCGCGACGCGCUCUUGCAAAGGCACUGGGAGAGCUUGCGGCUCUUUGA
This is a messenger RNA of Aplosporella prunicola CBS 121167, 1008 nucleotides long. RefSeq lists its product as uncharacterized. Lineage: Eukaryota; Fungi; Ascomycota; Dothideomycetes; Botryosphaeriales; Aplosporellaceae. The record is from RefSeq and is a predicted model, not a curated record. The transcript is spliced from 3 exons. The coding region runs from base 1 to 1008 and encodes 335 amino acids.